Molecule: messenger RNA, 402 nt
Organism: Copidosoma floridanum
Lineage: Eukaryota; Metazoa; Arthropoda; Insecta; Hymenoptera; Encyrtidae
Source: RefSeq, a predicted model, not a curated record
AUGAAACUUGUACCUUCUGAUCGGCUACAUCGAUCUGCAUAUUCUUUGCCCCAUCAUGCUGUCACGAAACCUGAUAAUCCUAGAAAGAAUGAUUCGCUGUUGCCAGGAUCCAAACUGCAUGCUGAUGUUCUGAUGGUCUUGACUAGACAGAUAUUUGUAUGCCUCGAAGACUGUGACUGGCGUAGGAUCCUAUGGCGCUACAGUGACGAUCAACCAAUCAUGGAUUAUAGGUGCCUUACCGUGACCUACGGUGCAGUAGCUGCUCCUUUCCUGGCGUCUCGUGUUAUGCAACAGCUGGCAACAGAUGGCGCGGCCUCAUAUCCACUUGCUGCAGAGAUAGACAUCUGGCUUCUUGACUUGGGUUGGGACUCAACGUUACCAACUGAGCUGUCACAACGCUGA